UUGAAACCCCAAAUUGGCAUUCCCUGCUAAAUCGCUAUUGCCAUCUCUCUCUUCUCUGUAAUCCGUCUCCGCAACCCUUUCAACAUUCGUAGAUGGAGCCCAUCCAUUUCGUUCACAAACCCUAACUUGCGUUCUGUAGCUCUGUCUCAUCCUGGUCACGAAUCUGUAGCAAUUACUCGGCCGCCGGCAGCUUCGGUUGCUCACGGUUUCGCUCUCUAGUUGAGUUUGAAUAGCAGCCGGAGCCAGAGUGAAGUUCCAAGUCGAUCUUAACAUUAGACCCGUGGUCGGAGCUCGAAGCAAUCACACUGACGAUACAUGUGAUGUAUGUAAAAGAUCUAAAUGGAUGAUUCUAUGAUACAAUACCGGGAAAGUUUAAUUGAGGUUGAAACAGAAGCCGAAAAUCUCCUUUUAGCUAGACACCAGCUGGUUGAGAAUGAUAGAGUGAGGAAUGGGAACAGAGAAGCUCUGACAGCCCUAAGGAAGAGGGCACGGACAACAAAAACAAGUGUUCCAUCCCCUUUUGAGUCUAUAAUGAAGGAGAUUGAGGGGCCUGAGUCGAGGCCUCUAGUGAAGGAGUUGUGUGCAACUUGUGGCAACCAUGAUUCGAAGGAGAACACUUGGAUGAUGUUCCCUGGAACUGAUGGCUUUGCUAGUAUUCCAUUUCAUGCUGCUCAUACCAUUUUGGAGAAAGAUCAAGAACGGCUUGAUUUUGAUUCAAAGAAGCUGCAAAGCUAUGUAAAAGAAAAGUCCUUCUUGAUUUCAGAAAGCGGUGUUCUUGGUGAUAAGAUCAGUCCUGGUGUUCUCAGAUCUCUAGUGACCUUAACAGACAAACCAACACACAGGUAAUCCAUUUAACAACUUUUAGUGAUGAAAGUAACCAAGGGAGCAUUGAAGACGGCGGACUGAAAUUUAUUAGUAUUUUGUUUUCUGUAAAGUUUGAUAAAUUUACUAUCAACUUUGAUCCAAGAGUAUAUUAUUAUCUAUUAUUUUCAGAUUUUAGGAGUUAUAUUAUUAUUAUUUUUCUCUCUA
Messenger RNA from Cornus florida, 1029 nucleotides. RefSeq lists its product as uncharacterized. NCBI's taxonomy places the organism in Eukaryota, Viridiplantae, Streptophyta, Magnoliopsida, Cornales, Cornaceae. The record is from RefSeq and is a predicted model, not a curated record. The transcript is spliced from 5 exons. Bases 340 to 846 code for a protein of 168 amino acids.